AUGACCGACGGUUUCUGGUUAUUCGAAGGGUUGGAAGAGGAGCCAUACGGUUUGUUACCACUUGUUAAUCUUGCUGGAAAAGGUGGACCAACCAGUACCAAGUAUGUCGAUCGACUUGGUAGUUAUCAAUGGGUUCUAUCGGAGGAUACCAACACAAUUCUUGUUCCCGGCAUGCCACUCGAGUCAUUCUUCUGGCCUGGAGGUAAACUGCAGCAGGAUCAUGGCGUAGUCAUCUACGAUGUGAAUCAUCUCAAGGUUCAUGACGGAUCACUUGACGCUGCCAUCAUCGCCACAAAACUUCUGGCAGACAAAAAGCGAAAACCGAUCGACUUCAGCAAGUACGACUUCAUCACUGAUGCCGUGAAUCUGCAAAAACUUUUCGCUUUCUGUCAAGAAGCAGGUGAGGGACUGUUCCGAAUUGACUGCGAACGGGUAGGCAAAACCUGCAUUCUCACCAGGAAGGAAGCUUCCGAUCUCAUGGAAAUAGGACACUGCACGUUUGAUCAGAAUCUAAAACGAAAAAUGACCCGGCCAAGGGGUGCCCAUUCCACUGGGCCCUUCUUUCAGAUGGUUGGUUAUCAGUUCGGGAGUUUCAGAAUAAUGGUACGGUACGAAGUCGACUGUGCGGAUUACGCUGCUGCCAAAUGCCCACCGUGA
This is a messenger RNA of Haemonchus placei, 657 nucleotides long. The record is from the annotation of a GenBank genome assembly. Lineage: Eukaryota; Metazoa; Nematoda; Chromadorea; Rhabditida; Trichostrongylidae.